Lodderomyces beijingensis is the source of this 1698-nucleotide messenger RNA. The record is from the annotation of a GenBank genome assembly. NCBI's taxonomy places the organism in Eukaryota, Fungi, Ascomycota, Pichiomycetes, Serinales, Debaryomycetaceae.
AUGCCGUUGGGGUUCAGGAAAUCUUCACUGCAAGCGGUGCAAGACAAUGCCACUAUUUCGACAAAGUCCUCCUCGCAGUCGACCAAGAGCGGAUCUUUUUCCAAAUCCAGCAGAACAUCCUCAUCGUCAUCUAGUUCAACCACACUGAAAAAGCAAGAGCCGGCCAAGCUUCAGAUGAUUAUGAAUGGCAAGCUCUGGGUGUUUGACUACCAGAUCAACAUGUACGUCGAGCACACCGAGUCUGCAUACGACAUCACCAAGAAACAGUACAACUCCUAUUUGAAAGGGUUGAUGAAGCUGACGAAUUUCAAAACCAACGACAGGUUGAAUGAACUGGUUGUGGGCAAUUUGAGAAACUUGCAAUUGCUCAGACACACGUAUUUUGAAGAAUUGAAAUACGACGACAAGGUUGCUCGCCAUAUCGGUGAAAGCGAGGAUAGUUACUGCUACAUCAAGGAGAUUAAGCAAGCUACCGAUAUCAAACACGGGAAUGAGAAAGAAGCAGAGUCGCUGUUUCCAUCCUUGUCGUUGCAAGAAGAGGGCAGCCAUAAUGAGCCGCAUAACACGAGCAAGGCCAAUAUCCGGUCGAUCUUGAGCAGCUGCCAUUUUUGGAACAAUUGCUACCAGGAUAUCAAAUUCGACAGCAUGUCCAACGGAGAGUCGUACUACGACUUACUCCCCAACACUCCGCAAGCCACAGCUUUUUACAUUGAGUAUAUCGACUAUUUACUCAUCAAUUUGCACAUUCUCAAGCCGGCGUUGGAUGACAUUACCGAUGCUCGCGAGUUUGCCAGGUUGAGCAAGAUCCAAUUUGUCUUUUACAACGAUCUCAACCAUGAGUUCUUGAAGAUUAUGAAGAAUGAGCACGAUAGGAUGUAUGAGCUUCAAAAGGAGUUGAACAAUGUCCUCGACGAGGAGAUCAACUACCGAUUCAUAUACCAGAAAUUGGUCGACGCCCUCGUGCAAAACAUUCUCACGUUCCACCCAGAAAUACCCGAUGAUAUCUUGCAGAUCUGGGAUGAUUUUUUCCACUUUAUGUUCCACCACAUGCUUAUACCCCCAGCUUCGAAAUUUGUUCCAAACCUCAGUAAACACUCGACUUUACCUAAACAGGCCAACAGCAGCAGCAGCAGCACCACCCCCUUGUCGUCGACAACGGGAGCACCGCCCAGACCCACGCGUCCACCACGUCUUUCCAUUCCCAGAAACCUCAGUCCAAACUUGUCCAUAGGUUCAGCAGCAUCGAUGGAUUCGGUAAUGUCGACGAGAAACAAGCGCCACGGCUCCGUAAUGAACGACGUGUCAUCGAUACUCACACCAGCAACAACGGCGCACUCACCCACGCACUCAAGAAAGGGCACCGCGUGCAGCGGCUCCUUAUUGGAAGUGUCACCAACUACCACGCCCACCAUCGAACCACCCCCCAGAACAGACUCCGCUUGGGUCUUGUCCCAUGCUGAUUCGUUUUACGUUGUGGGGUACAAGUCCGACUCGAGGAAAGUCCAGCAGGAGAGAGCUAAGCAGGAAGGACCGGAAGCGGUGGAGAAGUUGAAAUCGCAGAGAAGUGCUAAACGCGAUGGUCCCGCGCAAAAUGGCGUCGAGGCGUUGGAGAGGAGCGUGCGCAAUAAACUCAAUUUGUUCAAGAGCAGAGUCACUGCUGCUAGUUCUGCUAGUCAGGCAAAGAAUGCGUCCACGUGA